AUGAGUUUAGCUAAUUAUUGUUGUAGAUUAUUAGAUGUUUAUAAUUCAGAGAAACAUUUAUAUCUUAUAUUUGAAUAUUGUAAUACUGACCUUCAUAAAUUUCUUAAAAAUAAUCCUCAAGAUCUUUCUAUUGACUUUAUUAGACAUGCUUCAUAUCAGAUGUUAGAUGCACUAGCAUUUAUGCAUUCACAUAGAAUUCUUCAUCGAGAUAUUAAACCAUCAAAUGUCUUAUUAAGUGGAGAUGUAGUUAAAUUAGCAGAUUUUGGAUUAGCACGCUCUAUUAGCAUUCCAAUAAAGAGAUAUACAGUGGAAGUAGUUACAAUGUGGUAUAGACCACCAGAAUUGAUUCAGAAAUAUAAUGUUUAUGGGUCAGGAAUAGACAUAUGGGGGAUGGGAGCUGUGAUUGCUGAAAUGAUUCUUCAUGAACCAAUAUUUAGAGGAGAUAGUGAUAUUGAUCAAUUGCAUAAGAUUUUUGAUAUUCUAGGAACUCCAAAACCAUCAGAGUAUCCUGAUUUAGAUUAUUUCACAGAUAAAAAGGUAUUUGAUUAUUUUCCAAAGAAUCGUAUUGAAAUUCUAACGAAAUUAAAAACAAUUGGUGGAGAUGGAUAUAAUUUAUUGAUGAAAAUGUUUGAAUAUAAUCCUGGAAAAAGAAUAUCAGCAAGAGAAGCAAUGAAAGAUCCUUUUUUUAUAAAACAUUAA
Entamoeba nuttalli P19 is the source of this 699-nucleotide messenger RNA. RefSeq names its product cell division protein kinase 2, putative. Gene Ontology annotation, cellular component: cyclin-dependent protein kinase holoenzyme complex; cytoplasm; nucleus. Gene Ontology annotation, biological process: G1/S transition of mitotic cell cycle; regulation of gene expression; protein phosphorylation. Bases 1 to 699 code for a protein of 232 amino acids. NCBI's taxonomy places the organism in Eukaryota, Evosea, Mastigamoebida, Endamoebidae. The record is from RefSeq and is a predicted model, not a curated record. Gene Ontology annotation, molecular function: cyclin binding; cyclin-dependent protein serine/threonine kinase activity; ATP binding. The transcript has a single exon.